Molecule: messenger RNA, 939 nt
Organism: Lathyrus oleraceus (garden pea)
Lineage: Eukaryota; Viridiplantae; Streptophyta; Magnoliopsida; Fabales; Fabaceae
Product: U11/U12 small nuclear ribonucleoprotein 31 kDa protein
Exons: 2
Coding region: 1-939 (312 amino acids)
Biological process (GO): mRNA splicing, via spliceosome
Cellular component (GO): U12-type spliceosomal complex
Molecular function (GO): RNA binding; zinc ion binding
Source: RefSeq, a predicted model, not a curated record
AUGGAUAGUACUGCUUAUAAAAAAAUAAGAAUGGAUAACACCAUAUAUAAAACCAAUCCAAAAUAUCCGGAUCCAUGUCCAGAUCCGCUUGGAGUUUCGCUUCACUUCUCUAGGGUUUCUCAAACGCAUUAUAGAAUCUCUCCACUCUCAGAUUUCCUCUAUAGAUUAAAGAAGCAUCGGAGAACUAAAUCCGUUGCCGGAAACCGAACGCCGUUGCCGGAAACAAAAAACCUGAACCGAAAAAAAUGUCAAGCAAGAAGAAACAGAAACGAAAACACAGCGACAGCGAUGAAGACGACGACGUUUUCUACUACCGCUAUUGCGCUUCAUUACUCCCUAACAAACUCCGAUCUCCAUACGCUCUUCUCUACUUUCGGCCGCAUCGCGUGUGUAACCGUUCUCAAAGACCGUCACACGCGCCUACGCCGCGGUGUCGCGUUUGUCCAAUUUGUUUCUCGUAAUGACGCCCAACGCGCCGUGGCGGAGAUGAAUAAGAAGAUUCUCAAUGGAAGGACUCUAACUGCUUCUAUUGCUGCUGAUAAUGGACGUGCUCCGGAGUUUAUUCGGAAGUGCAUGUACAAUACUGAGACUGCUUUGUGUUAUGAGUGUGGGGGGCAUGGUCAUUUGUCGUAUGAGUGUCCUAAGAAUCAGUUGGGGCCGAGGCCGCGGCUUCAGCCUAAGAAGCCGCGACGGGGAUUUAGUGGGCUGAGGGAUAGGGAUGGGGAGGAGGAAGGUGAUGAGGAGGAGGAGGAGGGUGGUCAGAUUGCUGCGGAGCAGUUUGACGAUAAUUGGGCUUCUGUUGUGGAUGACGAAGCGGGUGAAAGGUUGCUGGGGAGAAACAGAAAUGAUGAUGAGGGUUUGGACAACAACAAGACGAAGAAGAAAGGGAAGAAAGCUGGGUAUUUCAGGGAUGAGAGUGAUCAUGACGAUGAUGAUUGA